CAGUCAUGGCAGGCGAUGCCAUCAUGGUGAUGAGAGGCCUGACAAAGCUCAGCAAGGCUAUCCUGGAAACACAGGCAGGGCAGCUCCGGGACGUGCUCCUUGGGGGUGAUGCAGUUACCAUCAUAAAGGGCUUGCAGACUGCUGCCGAAGAACGGUUCAGUUCUGCCUUGGGGAAGAUGCAGGAACUAGGCAGGCAGCAGGAGAACUUAACUGAUCUCACUGAUGAUUUUGGGAAAGACUAUGACUUCUCAGCACAAGAGCCAUCAAAUGCUUCAAUGGACUUCUCUGUUCCCCCCAGCAAGCACCAUGAACACAGUGGUGAGGGCCCUGCUCAUUCUUACACUACAAAUGGACUUUUUAGAAAUGUUGCUGAGACUGGAGAUUCAGGCCUGGGACAGAAGACUUUCCCUGGCAAAAUGGAUGCAAGGUUAUUUGGAGGCUUUAGGGACCCUGGAAAUCCUUUUGCUGCUGCCUUUGGACAAAAGAGAGCUUUCCACCAAGACCAUUCUUCAGUUGGUGGACUGACAGCUGAAGAUAUUGAUAAAGCCAGACAAGCCAAAACUGGUUCAGAGCAGAAACCUUACAAACAGAUGCUCAGUGAACGGGCCCGAGAGCGCAAAGUUCCUGUCACACGGUUCGGAAGACUCGCCAACUUUGGAGGACUAGCUGUUGGUCUUGGCAUUGGGGCACUGGCAGAAGUUGCAAAGAAGAGCCUUAGACCUGAAGAACGUACUGGAAAGAAAGCGGUGAUGGAUUCCAGCCCAUUCCUGUCAGAGGCCAAUGCAGAAAGAAUUGUGAGAACUUUGUGCAAGGUCCGGGGAGCAGCGCUGAAACUGGGACAGAUGUUAAGUAUUCAAGACGAUGCCUUCAUCAACCCUCAUCUCCAGAGGAUUUUUGAGCGUGUACGUCAGAGUGCUGACUUCAUGCCUAUAAAGCAGAUGAUGAAAACCCUGAACAAUGACCUUGGCCCCAACUGGAGAGAUAAGCUGGGGUCCUUUGAAGAGCGUCCCUUUGCUGCUGCGUCCAUUGGCCAGGUUCACCUGGCACGCUUGAAAAAUGGGAAAGAAGUUGCCAUGAAAAUCCAGUACCCUGGAGUUGCCCAGAGCAUCAACAGCGAUGUUAACAACCUGAUGACUGUCCUGAGUAUGAGCAAUGUUCUCCCUGAAGGUUUGUUCCCAGAGCAUUUGAUUGAAGUUCUGAGCAGAGAGCUAGCCCUGGAGUGUGAUUACCAGAGAGAAGCUGCCUGUGCGAGGAAAUUCCAGGAGCUGCUGAAAGACCACCCAUUCUUUUAUGUCCCAAGAGUAGUGGAUGAGCUAUGCAGCCAACAUGUCCUCACCACAGAGCUGGUGUCCGGCUUCCCAUUGGAUCAAGCUGUAGGACUGAGCCAAGAGAUCCGCAAUGAGAUCUGCCACAACAUCCUGGUCCUGUGUCUGCGGGAGCUGUUUGAGUUCCGGUACAUGCAGACUGACCCAAACUGGUCUAACUUCUUCUAUGACCCACAGUUGCAUAAGGUGGCCCUGUUGGACUUUGGAGCGACACGAGGCUUUGAUGAGAAGUUCACAGAUGUAUACAUUGAGGUAAUCAAGGCAGCUGCUGACAUGGAUAGAGAAAGAGUGCUGAAGAAGUCAAUUGAGAUGAAAUUCCUCACUGGCUAUGAAGUCAAGGAAAUGGAAGACGCCCACUUAAAUGCUGUCCUCAUCCUGGGAGAGGCUUUUGCUUCCGAGGAACCUUUUGAUUUUGGCAACCAAAGCACCACUGAAAAGAUCCAUGGCUUAAUCCCAGUCAUGCUGAAGCAUCGGCUUGUCCCUCCGCCCGAGGAGACCUACUCUCUUCACCGGAAGAUGGGGGGUUCUUUCCUUAUCUGUACCAAACUGAAGGCCAAAAUCCCCUGCAAAAAGAUGUUCCAAGAGGCAUAUAGCAAAUACUGGAGCAGCAGGGGCAAGAAGCCGGAGGAGUAGUAAGCGUGACUGAACACAUCGUGUUGUGAGGGCACAGUCCAGCUGAGCCAGGAGCACCGUAGCCGCCCGCGUGUUGCACCCAGCUCUCCAUCCUCCUGCGCUGCAGCAGCCUGUGCCCUGGGAGCUGAGCACCUUUCGCCAGGACAAAGUUGUUCUCUCGUGCUGGGUCUCUGCUACGCUCAGCCUUCCAGCGCAGUGCCCGGCUUGCAGG
Messenger RNA from Tinamus guttatus (white-throated tinamou), 2169 nucleotides. RefSeq names its product coenzyme Q8A (gene COQ8A). NCBI's taxonomy places the organism in Eukaryota, Metazoa, Chordata, Aves, Tinamiformes, Tinamidae. Gene Ontology annotation, biological process: ubiquinone biosynthetic process. The record is from RefSeq and is a predicted model, not a curated record.